AAAGAGGGAAGGAGACAGAGGGGAAUCGGGGAAGAGACAUUUCUCCUCUCUCUAUGCGUGCGUCUCGCAUCAUAGAGACUCGAGAAACGAAAAGCGAAUCCCGAAGAGCCACCACUUAAAUCGACUGUGUAUUUCUGCAACUUAGACCGCCCUUUUUGUUGUCGUUUCAAGUUCACUCCCUGGGUUUUAGAUGAGAAGAAGAUGAACGACCCCGAAUUCCAAAUAUUCGAUUAUUUUCCGGGGUAGUUGGAGCAAUUUGUCAUGGCUAAGCGAGUUUAUCAAGCUUGGAAAGGAAGCAAUAGAUUCAUCUUUAGUGGGAGGUUGAUAUUUGGACCAGAUGCCAGGUCACUGAUUGUCACUGUACUGCUUAUACUCGUUCCCAUCAUUAUAUUCUGCGUUCUAGUGGCGAGGCACCUUCGCCAUUUAUUUCCAACAUACAAUGCAGGAUACGCAAUUCUGGUGGUAGCAAUUGUCUUUACCAUUUAUGUAAUGGUGCUUCUUCUUUUAACAUCAGCUCGGGACCCCGGUAUCAUUCCGCGUGCAUCACAUCCGCCUGAGGAAGAGUUCUGUUAUGAAUCAGCUUCAGUUGAUGUUGGUGGAAGGCAAACUCCAAGCUUACAAUUCCCUCGCACCAAAGAAGUUAUUGUCAAUGGCAUGGCCGUGAGGGUGAAAUAUUGUGAUACUUGUAUGUUGUAUCGUCCUCCCCGUUGCUCUCAUUGCUCAAUCUGCAACAACUGUGUGGAGCGAUUUGAUCAUCAUUGCCCUUGGGUGGGCCAGUGCAUUGGAUUGCGUAAUUACCGUUUCUUCUUUAUGUUCGUUUCUUCUUCGACUCUCCUUUGCAUCUAUGUGUUUGCUAUAUCAGCAUUGUACAUCAAGAUACUCAUGGAUGAUAAUAAUGGCACAGUUUGGGAGGCAAUGAAAGACUCUCCUGCGGCAGUAGUGCUCAUGGUCUAUUGCUUUAUUUCUCUGUGGUUUGUUGGUGGUCUCACUGGCUUUCACUUAUAUCUUAUUGGUACAAACCAGACGACAUACGAGAAUUUCCGUUACAGAUCUGACAGCCGGCGUAAUGUCUUCAAUCGUGGUUGCUUAAAUAAUUUCUUAGAAGUAUUCUGCUCAAAGAUAGCGCCUUCGAGGAACAAUUUCCGUGCUUUCGUGCAGCCGGAAGUGCCUAGGCUUCCGAUGACUCGUACACGUGAAAUGGAAGUAGAAAAUUUAAGCGGAAACCCACGUGCAAAGGUGGAAGAUGAUCUAGAGUUAGGUGGAGAUCUCUUGAAGAUCUCCCAGCGCCGUAACUUUGAAGAAGUGGAUGAAGAUAUACACAGCAGAAGCAGCAACGGUCAACGUCGUGAUACUCCAGAAGCUGACUUUGUUUUGGGUUCGGACCAACAAGCACCUGCUGUUCGUUCAGAGGCCCGCCACUCAAGUUGGGGUAGGAGGAGUGGGAGCUGGGAUAUAUCGACUGAUAUUCUUGCCAUGAACGCUGCAGUCACUGAAAGCAAAAACUAUAACACACAGAAGGAAUCACAGUAGUAAGGCGCUGGUUAUUUUAGGUGAUUCUUGUGACUUGCAUACAGACGCGAAUGCACUGAAUGGUUCAAUUUUCCUAUCUGGGUUGUGAUGAGCCCAAUUCAGGCCAUGGUUGGUGAAAUUGCCAUUGAUUUGACAAUUACAGAUGAACCCAUGGGAAUCAAUUUAAUUCCCCUCUAAGUAUAGUUCCUGUAUCCACUUGUGCAGUGCAAUACCUCUUCCAUUUGUUUUAGGGGGCAGGUGUGUUUGUAACUACAGGCAGCCUUGGGGGUAAAAGAGAUGUUUUGCUUGUUUUUUUCCUCUUCUUUUUAAAUCUUCUAGUUUACAUUGUGUAACAAUUUGAUAUUGUGGAUUUGUGAAUCUUUAGUUGGUGGCUUGAUUCUUUGUGU
This is a messenger RNA of Telopea speciosissima, 1916 nucleotides long. Its product is annotated as protein S-acyltransferase 8-like. Gene Ontology annotation, biological process: peptidyl-L-cysteine S-palmitoylation; protein targeting to membrane. The record is from RefSeq and is a predicted model, not a curated record. The coding region runs from base 262 to 1530 and encodes 422 amino acids. The transcript is spliced from 5 exons. NCBI's taxonomy places the organism in Eukaryota, Viridiplantae, Streptophyta, Magnoliopsida, Proteales, Proteaceae. Gene Ontology annotation, cellular component: endoplasmic reticulum; Golgi apparatus. Gene Ontology annotation, molecular function: protein-cysteine S-palmitoyltransferase activity.